Molecule: messenger RNA, 3053 nt
Organism: Cebus imitator (Panamanian white-faced capuchin)
Lineage: Eukaryota; Metazoa; Chordata; Mammalia; Primates; Cebidae
Product: coiled-coil domain-containing protein 171-like
Exons: 3
Coding region: 436-858 (140 amino acids)
Source: RefSeq, a predicted model, not a curated record
GAUUACUGUUGUUUUUGACUUUGUGAAUGUUUUUUCUUCCCUUUUUCUUUUUAGGAUGGAACUGUGAAAAAAUAAUUCAAAACCUCUUGAUCAGAAGAGCUCCAGUGACUCUUCUUCCCCUCCCUCAUUUCAAGCAGGAGGAUGCUUUUUCUUCUUAGCAUUCUCCCCCAGCACUCUGAAUUAGAGAUUUAUUUGCAACGAAAAAUCAAUUAGUCCUAAAUUUAUUCAUGGAUUUCAGGUCCAGCGAUCAAUGCAAGUCCACUCAGUGGGCUCAAGGGGACCCAGUUCAUCCCAGUUAAUGUGUCUGAAGGGGAAUUACCAUUGAUGCUGUUUUUUUCCCUUUAGGUCAGAGAUCAGAUCUCGCUGUCAUGGUCUGCGGCAAGUAGGAAUGACUUCACCCUGCAGCUACCCAAACUGCACCUGGAGACCUUUGCGAUGGAGGGGCUCAAGGGCGGGCCAGAGGUGGUAGCAUGCCAGGGUAUGAUUAAAAGUUUCAUGGAUGUCUACCAGCUUGCAAGCACUAGAAUCACAACAUUAGAGAAGGAAAUGACAUCUCAUCGAAGUCACAUUGCGGCCUUGAAAUCAGAACUUCACACAGCUUGUUUGCGUGAAAAUGCAAGCUUACAAUCAAUAGGAUCACGAGACCAUUCAAAUCUCUCCACUCCUUCAAGAGCUGCUCUUCCUGCUGACACAACUGGUGUUGGGGAUUUCUUACCGUUGAAAGCUGAGCUUGAUACAACUUACACUUUCUUAAAGGAGACAUUUAUAAAUACUGUGCCCCAUGCUCUGACAUCAUCUCACUCCUCUCCAGUGACUAUGUCUGCUAAUGCCAAAAGACCAACUCAGAUUGGAUUAUGACUUCAUGAAAUUAAAAAAUGAAGGAAGAGUUAACAGUACAAUUAAAAUGGUUUUGAAUGGGGAUUUUCUUAUCAGUUGACUUUUGUUUCAGCAGAAGUGACAGUAGAUUUAAAAAAUUUGUGCUAUAUCUUGAUGUAUUCUGGUAGCUCUGUCUCCCUGAAUAAGGAAAUAGCCAACUUUUUUCUCUCCAAGUUUUAUUUAUUAUCACAGUUGCUCAUUUUUAUGUAACAUAUUUUUAAAUGUUAAGGAAUGACACAUUUUGGGUAAUUUCCCUCAGACUUAAAAAAAUCAAUAAGCCAUUUUAGUCUCUAUCUAUCAAAGUUGUUUCAUACUUGUCUAUUUUAAAGCAGGACUGCAAUGCUUUAAUAGGAUUGAGAGAGCUAUUUGAAAUGUAUGCCAAUGAUUCCUGUCAUUUCAUGGCAGCCCGGCCAUGGUUCACUGAGCCCCCUCUUUUCUCUUGUCAGCUCAACUGAAGACAAGCAUUUAGUUGCAAACUUUAAGCAGGUUGUGCAAAACAGAAAUGAUGUGACUGCUUCUCCUCCUGCACAAUAAUGUCACUCCUGGUCAAUGUGAGAAGGUCAGGUUGCUCCUUGUAGAGCUACAUGAUACCACUUGCCCAUUUGAACAAGUUAAGUUAACUGCUGAAUCUGGUCCCUGCAGGCAUUGAAAACUCAUUCUUUUAGCAAGUCUGCAUUUGAUAAGAAAGUAGAGCAAUUGUGCUGGAGGAUUUCUGUGGUAUGUUUAGGCACUUCAUAAGGACAGUUCCCACACCAGGAUAACAGGUAAUAUAUUUAGUGUAAGCUGAAAAACUUCCAGGUAAUGGCUGUUUUGACCUUCAAAAUAGACUCCUUUUUUGUUUUUGUUGUUGGUAGGACCCAAGAGUGACGCCCAUCUUUGAUGCUGACAGAAUUUAAAACAAGGCCAUUGCCCUGCAUUUUCUGCCUUGUAGCACACAAAAGUAAAAUUGUAUGUCAGGCCGAGAUGUCGGGGAGCUGACAAGAUGCCCCAGUGACAUUUCAGCUAGAAAGAGCAAGUGUCUUGCAACCAAGUGGUCAAAUAUCAAAUAAUAGGUCAAGCAGGAAGGAGCUGAGUUCUAACCACAAAGAGGUUUCUGGUAACUUACUUGACAAGCUUUUGGGUGCUUUGUGGCUUGACAAAGUGAUGUUCUGUUGGGUAUCGCUAGACAGACUGUUCUUUAUCGCCUUCAGAAGAUCAGACAUUGACAUUGAUUAAACUCUUUAACCCUUAAAGGUUAAAUCCUUGCAGUUUGCAUCAUGGUAAGUGAAGAACAAAAGAAUAUUUGUAGUAAGAAUUUGUUUUUGUAUUAAUCAUUUAACUCCCUAGUGCUAUUAACUUCUGAUGUGAACUAUAGCUUUUGACAAAGAGUUUUGAUACAGAAUAUUUUUUCUAUUAUUUUUCAUUAUGGAGUCUUUCAUUAUGGAUAUAUUAGAAUUGAACAGAAUGUAUAAUGGAAGCUUUUUCGUCUUAUCUUUACAGUGACAUUUGAUUCAAAUGUAUCCAACUGCUGAGAAUUUUUUCAUUGGCCAUGGUAAAUAAGAUUUUAUACUAACUAUUUGUUAGUAGCCAAAUUAGCCAAGUGAUUUAUGCCAUCUGAGGGAACACAGCAGUAUUACAGUCACACAGUGUAACACAUCCUGUUCUUAUAAUACUGAACUACUAUAAUUAGCUUUAUAUAAAACUUUAGAAAGCUUUCAUGUGGAGUGAAAUUAUAUCUUUAACCAAAUUUCUCUUAACUCUUUCCUUGGAAUUAUUUUUAAUAUGACCUGUGUAACAUGACCUGUAUGAAAUUCACUUACAAAUGUAUUAUAACAUAGAACACGUUAUUUAUUGUUUGGGUACAGAUCAUUUAAUUCCUGCACAUUUCAGAACACCUUUCUCUGCUGUUCCACACAAUAAUUAGGAUAUUGUUCAUAUAGAAAUUGAUAGUUUUUGAGUUCAUGUAAUAUCAUUGAGCUUUUACAAUUCUCACUAUAGAAAAACAUUGUUACUAUAUGUAACCUCUAUGUCUAAGUGUUUGUGUGUGUGUAUACUUGUGUUGAAUCUGUUUUCAGAUCCUACUGAUUUUAGAGGAACAAGUACCUUUUGAAAUGUGCCUUGGAAAGGUCUUGGUCUUCUUGCCUUAAUUUUAUAAUCUGUUAAUGGGAUAACUCCAAAAAUAAAUGUGUAUGUGUCUC